AUGCUAUCCCCUCACAUCGUCCACCCCCUUGACGCACCGUCGCCCUCGCAUCCCCCGUUUCCCCGUCGCCCUUGCCCUCCCAACGCCCUUACCCCGGUCCCCUCUCGUCGAUUUCUUGUCAACGUCGUGGGGCCACAUUCCGACGCUUCGUACACCACUCCGCGCUCCUCUCGCCUCACGGCGCGCGCUCCUCUCGCCUCCCCGCGCGCGCUUCUCUCGCCUCCCCGCGCGCGCUCCUCUCGCCUCCCCGCGCGCGCUCCUCUCGCCUCCCCGCGCGCCCGGCUCUCGCCUCCCCGCGCGUGCUUCUCUCGCCUCCCCGCGUGGGCUCCUCACGCCUCCCUGCACGCGCUUCUUUCGCCUCCAGCGCCGCAUCUUCCCGCCUCCCCGCGCGCGCUCCUCUUGCCUCCCCGCGCGGCCUCCUCUCACCAUCGCCAGCGUGCUCCGCUCGCCAUGGCCUCGCGUGCUCCUCUCGCCUUGAUAGCGCGCGAUUCUGUCGCCUCCCCGCGUGGCCUCCUCUCACCAUCCCGCGCGUGCUCCUCUCGCCUCCCCUCGCAUGAGAGGCGAGCCUUUAUAGCGCGCGCUUCACUUGCCUCCCCGCGCGGCCUCCUCUCACCUCCCCGCACAUCCUCCUCUCGCCACCUCACGCGUGCUUCUCUCGCCUCCCCACGCGAACUCCUCUCGCCUCCCCUCGUGUGCACCUCUCACCCCCCCUCUGCCGCCCCUCUUGCCUCCCCGUGCAGCCUCCUCUCACCUCCCUGUGCGUGCUCCACUCGCCUCCCCUCGCGUGGUCAUCUCACCUCACCUUGUGUGCUCCUCUCGCCCCCCCACGCGUGCUCCUCUCUCCUCAUCUUACCCUCUGUUCGCGUCGCUGAUCGCAAAUAUUGCCCUUGGCCCCUGCUCACACUCUUGCAACGGCUGUGCUUCCGCAUCCCCUCUGCACGCCCUCUUUCCCCCUCUUCCACGCCCUCAUUUCCCACCCUGCUUGCCCACGUUUCCCCACCUUGCAGUCCCUCACAAGCCCUCGGUGGGGUGCUCCUCUCUCCUCACCUCCCGUGGUCCACUCUGACAGGGCAUGGUGGGGUGCUCCUCUCUCCUCACCUCCCGUGGUCCACUCUGACAGGGCAUGGUGCUCCUCUCCUCUCGCCUCCCGUGCUCCACUCUGGAAUGUGGGACGCUCCUCUCUCCUCACCUCCCGUGCUCCCCUCUGACAGGGGGGUGCUCCUCUCUCCUCACCUCCCGUGCUCCCCUCUGACAGGUGGGGUGCUCCUCUCUCCUCACCUCCCGUGGUCCACUCUGACAGGGCAUGGUGCUCCUCUCCUCUCGCCUCCCGUGCUCCACUCUGGAAUGUGGGACGCUCCUCUCUCCUCACCUCCCGUGCUCCCCUCUGACAGGGGGGUGCUCCUCUCUCCUCACCUCCCGUGCUCCCCUCUGACAGGUGGGGUGCUCCUCUCUCCUCACCUCCCGUGGUCCACUCUGACAGGGCAUGGUGCUCCUCUCCUCUCGCCUCCCGUGCUCCACUCUGGAAUGUGGGACGCUCCUCUCUCCUCACCUCCCGUGCUCCCCUCUGACAGGGGGGUGCUCCUCUCUCCUCACCUCCCGUGCUCCCCCCUGACAGGUGGGGUGCUUCUCUCUCCUCACCUCCCGUGGUCCACUCUGACAGGGCAUGGUGCUCCUCUCCUCUCGCCUCCCGUGCUCCACUCUGGAAUGUGGGACGCUCCUCUCUCCUCACCUCCCGUGCUCCCCUCUGACAGGUGGGGUGCUCCUCUCUCCUCACCUCCCGUGCUCCCCUCUGACAGGUGGGGUGGUCCUCUCUCCUCGCCUCCCGUGCCCCACUCUGACAGGGCAGGGUGCUUCCGGACCUGUUUCCCUAACCCCUCCCUCUCCCUUGUUGUUUUCUGCCUGAUGUUCCCUUUUCUCACCCUCUAA
Messenger RNA from Closterium sp. NIES-65, 1926 nucleotides. Lineage: Eukaryota; Viridiplantae; Streptophyta; Zygnematophyceae; Desmidiales; Closteriaceae. The record is from the annotation of a GenBank genome assembly.